AUGGAGAGUUCCUUUGUCAUCUCCUUAAUCUCUGGAGCUUGUGCAGGCACGUCUACCGACCUAGCAUUUUUUCCUAUUGAUACUUUGAAGACUCGUCUCCAGGCUAAAGGGGGCUUCUUUAUUAACGGCGGCUGGUCGGGUAUAUACAAGGGGCUCGGAUCUGCCCUUGUGGCACUGGCUCCCUCUGCUUCCUUAUUUUUCAUCACAUACGAUGGGCUUAAAGAAGCAACAAAAGACAAGCUCCCGACAACGGCGAGUCACAUGGUGAGUGCAUCUGGAGGAGAGUUUGCGGCGUGUCUAGUAAGAGUCCCAGCUGAAAUUGUGAAGCAACGGACGCAGGCAGGUAUAGUCGGAGUGGGAAACCAAGCCUCUUCUUGGGCAAACUUCUUGUACUUACUUCAAAAUAAGUCGGGUGAAGGCGUUUUGCGUGGGCUUUACCGAGGUUGGAAUUCCACCAUUAUGCGGGAGAUCCCAUUUACAGUGAUCCAGUUUCCCUUAUACGAGAAACUCAAGAAGUUGUGGUCCGCGUACGACAAUGCAGAACUUUCUUUGUUGAAAGGUGCGAUUUGCGGAUCCAUAGCUGGAGGCGUUGCUGCUGCCACAACCACACCGCUCGAUGUGAUCAAGACCAGAAUCAUGCUCAAUAAGGAGAGGGUGUCUGUGACUUUUUUGGUCAAGCAAAUGUUAUCUGAGGAGGGCCCACGGGUCUUCUUAAACGGUAUUGGACCACGAACUUGUUGGAUUAGUGCAGGCGGGGCUAUCUUUUUGGGGUGCUACGAGUUGGUCAAUACAAAUUUGAGAAAAGCCCCCAGUGAGGGGGCUUUGGGUUGA
Messenger RNA from Metschnikowia bicuspidata var. bicuspidata NRRL YB-4993, 831 nucleotides. RefSeq lists its product as uncharacterized. The transcript has 2 exons. The record is from RefSeq and is a predicted model, not a curated record. Gene Ontology annotation, molecular function: S-adenosyl-L-methionine transmembrane transporter activity. Gene Ontology annotation, cellular component: mitochondrial inner membrane. The coding region runs from base 1 to 831 and encodes 276 amino acids. NCBI's taxonomy places the organism in Eukaryota, Fungi, Ascomycota, Pichiomycetes, Serinales, Metschnikowiaceae.